Messenger RNA from Lytechinus pictus (painted urchin), 6130 nucleotides. Its product is annotated as protein phosphatase 1B-like. The record is from RefSeq and is a predicted model, not a curated record. Lineage: Eukaryota; Metazoa; Echinodermata; Echinoidea; Temnopleuroida; Toxopneustidae. Gene Ontology annotation, molecular function: manganese ion binding; protein serine/threonine phosphatase activity; magnesium ion binding. The transcript is spliced from 6 exons. Gene Ontology annotation, cellular component: cytosol; nucleus. Bases 955 to 2103 code for a protein of 382 amino acids. Gene Ontology annotation, biological process: peptidyl-threonine dephosphorylation.
GAGUAAAAUGCGUAUUAAGUAUAAAUUUGAAGAGUGUGAAAGUUUCAAGUGUACGUGGAGUUACUGCACAAUGAAUAUGCAUUUUUAUUUGGAUCUUCCUUUAGACAUAAUGAAAAUAGAGGUAGCUCAACGAAAUUAAAAUGGUUGAGUCUUGACCGUUCAGUUCGCUGUCGAUUCACUGCCCCUGCACUGUGUCUGUGCCCCUGUGCUGGAGAUAGGAGCUGGACUGGCUGCACGGGACUCGCGCGGAGGAGGACGGCAGGGCAAGGGAGAAAUUCGGAAAACCACCCGCUAGCCGCGCCGCUGAAUUGUAGAUCUAACUUAAACUGCACAAAAUUUGAUGCGCAAUAAUUCGAUAUCACAUUGUGAUGAUCAUUAGUGAGCAAUAAUCUGAUAUUUGGCAUUAUCGUGAAAUAAGUCACUAGACAGGCUGUCUCCAAUUAAUUUCGUCGGUGCAUGCUGGUGAAAAAAAAAAUGGCGCGCAGCAGGAUGUAUGCUGACAUUUGUAAGAAAGAAGAGACUUCAUGACAUAUUCAUGAUGAGGCCAAUUUAAUGUGUGAUUCAGUCUGCCUUUAUCAACAUGGAGAUUUGUGCAAACUCUACACGUGUGUGUGUGCAGCUCUGCAAUUUGAAUAAUAUGUCGCGUAUACGGUAGUCAGUCCCAUGUUGAUGUGAGACAUCUAGUGGGCUGUUCAUUGAGUGAUCUCAUCACAGCAACGGUAUGAGUCGUAAGCGCCUUGUGAGAUGAGUAACAGAUCAAGAACACAACACUAAAAUGACCACAGGAAAUACAUCACCUGACAUUUGAAGGUACCUGGUUUACGUCCUCUUGAUAACGAACCACUUUCAUGUCUGGCUACUGUGAUGACAAACUUACUGCAACAGAAGCAUUUUUCUAUUAGUAAAUAUACAGUGUAACGUUGUCGGUGGAGUUCACGGAGGACAUUUACAAUCAUGGGAGCUUUUCUAGAGAAGCCAAAUACGGAGAAAGAAUUUUCUGAGGGGUCUGGGAAUGGACUACGAUAUGGCCUUAGUAGCAUGCAAGGCUGGAGAGUAGAGAUGGAAGAUGCCCAUUCAGCAGUCACUGGUCUACCACAUGGACUUGAAGAUUGGUCCUUCUUUGCAGUGUUUGAUGGUCAUGCCGGAUCAAAGGUUGCCAAGCAUUGCUCGGAGCAUAUGCUCCAUGAAAUCACUUCCAAUCCCGAGUUUUUAGGAUCGCCAAAGAUAGAUGGUAAAUUGAAUCCCUCUACGGAUGCAGUUAAAGAGGGCAUUAGGACUGGAUUUCUGUCAAUAGACUCAAAGAUGAGAGACGACUUUGCAAGGACAGAAGAUAGAAGUGGGUCAACUGCUGUUGGAGUUAUCAUAUCGCCAAAGCAUUUAUUUUUUGCCAACUGUGGAGAUUCAAGGUCGGUCCUGUCUAGAAAAGGGCAGGAUAAACCAGCAUUUAGCACAGAAGACCACAAACCAGGGAAACCCAAUGAAUUGAAAAGAAUAGAAAAAGCAGGUGGAAGUGUAAUGAUUGAGCGUGUGAAUGGCUCUUUGGCAGUUUCAAGAGCCCUGGGUGAUUACGACUACAAGAAUAAUCCAAAAAUCCCACCUACAGAACAGCUUGUCUCAGCAGAGCCUGAAGUAACAGUUAUUGAAAGGACAGAUGAAGAAGAGUUCAUUGUUUUGGCAUGUGAUGGAAUAUGGGAUGUGAUGUCAAAUGAAGAACUCUGCCAGUUUAUACGUUCAAGAUUAGCUAUUACAGACCACUUGGCAGAGAUAUGCAAUCAAGUCAUCGAGACCUGUUUACAGAAGGGAAGUCGUGAUAACAUGAGCAUUGUGAUCGUGACUUUUCAGAAUGCUCCUGAAGUAUCACAGGAUGCCCUCACAAAAGAAAGGGAACUUGAUGCGCUACUUGAAGAGAAAAUCAAAGAGGUAAAGGAAAACUUUGGAGACCAGACCCAGCUGGACCUCGUGAUGCAUGUGCUGGGAAUGGCAGAUAUACCAGGUCUCCCCCCAGGCGGAGGUCUCUCAGCAAAGAAAGGAACCAUCGAAGAGAUUCUGAGCAGGUUAAUAGACAGGAAACAAGACGAGGACUCGUCAGAUGAAAAAUGGUAGCUGUUUCCAUGGCAACUGUAAUCUAGUCAUCUUGCCCGAUGCACUCUUCUGGUAACCAUGUAUGAUGCAUAGACCGUUUGAAAGACAACCAUGUGUUAGCUGGUCAAAUCCUACUAAGUUCUGGAGCUACAUUGCCAUUCGAGAUGUUUUAUAGGAAUAGGUAUCUUUUUUGGGGAACAAGAAAAGUGAUGUUAGUUUCAUUCUUGAAAGGAAACUCUUUAGUGUGAUGUCUUCAAAUAUUUUAGAGUUAAUGAAAUAUGGAAAAGACUUGCUUAUAUCAUAUCCAGAUUUCUUGUUGAUCUGUGAUAUACUGUAUACAGAUAAAAACGAAUUGUAAUUGAAGUUGAUAAUUCACUGCUUAAUUAUCUGUUAUAUGAAUUUCAUGAUUAUGACUAUAAUAGAUUUGAGACUCGUAAUUAAUUAAAAGUAGUGAUGUAUAUGUUUUAAAAAUUAUUACUAAAUGACAGUAACCAUCUUAAUGGUUAGAAAAAAUAUGUGUGUGUAGUAUUAUCUAUGUUAGGGUUAAUGUUCAUUUAAUUGCAAAGAAAAGUUUGAUAUCAAGAUGCAGUUUCCAAUGCAAUCCAGACAUUUGAUAUAGCACCUUUAAUAUCUUAGAAAGAAAAUUGACAAGUAUAAUAAAUGACCCAUGGUUCCUUACAUAAUGCAUACUAUAACAGAUACAAUGAAGUGUAGGAUAAUAUUGUGAUGUUUACCAUUGGACAGUAGCAUGGUGUAUUAUGCGUACAUUGUCAUACUGUAUCAUUAAAUGGCAGUUGGCUUUUAUCCUAUCAUCUAAUAGUUGAUUAGCUCUCAGUUUGUCUUGCGAGUUUUCUCCAGACUUUAAGCAAUACAAUUAUUUAAAAGCAUGUAAUAAUUCAUUGCCUGAUUGACUAUGUGUAUGUAACAAAUUUAAUGAAUAGAUAUAUUUAUUAGCUUGGGCUCUUUAUAUUACCCAAAAUUAUUUUUAAAGUUAGGCUUUCACUUGUUUUAGCACAGAUAGAAUGGUACUAUGGUGUUUUAUUUUUCUUCCUUAGAAGUUAGUGUUUUUGAGAUAAAUUAUAUUUCAUUUAUUUGAGUUGAAAAUUAAUACACCAAGUUCAGCUUUUAUGCACAAUCAGCUUGUAUAAAUUAGGAUGUUUUGUACUGUUAUAUAUAUAGCUACUUCAUGUACAUUGAGCAUAAUAUUUUAAAACAACACUGAUCUCGUACUCCAAGGCAGUGUAUCUAUGCAUGAAGAGGGCAUUGCUGGUCAAAUGGUAUCGUUUGUUUCCUUGCAUUUAUACUCCAGUUCAGAAAAACCAAACAAUUAAAAGCUAUUAUUUUCAAGUUGAAAUGAGAAGAAAAGGCCUUUAUUGUAAAAAAAAAGAUAUUGUAAAACUGUUUGACUCAUUGUCACUUCUGAAAUGGGCAAGUCUAGCCCCAGAAAGCAAUAUCAACUGCAUUCUACAGACAUCAUUAAUAUACAAGUCAAAGACUUUAGACUCAGAACAGUUCUACAAAUAAUGUGCUGUAUGUGAAUUACACUUACUUGUUAUUUUGCAGUUUCAAACUGUUAAUUAUAAGGCUUGUGCAUUAAUUAUCUACUUUUAAACAUAGAUAACAUUACUAUGUGUACAAAUACUCAGGCAUGUAAAGUUGGUUUCAGUUUCAUUGUUGUGCACCACUUGAGAAAAUGAUUUAGUUUUUACAGACCCAAUAUGUAUACAUGUGCUCAUGUGUUUUUUACAUUAUGUGCAAAUCUCUCAUAAGGUAUGGCUUUGUAGAGUCACAGGUCAAUGAUACUGUAAUGAAUAUAAAUUAUUGAAUACUCAGUCUGAUUAAUGUUUAAUGGAAUGUACGCGACAUUUAAUUUCAAUUAUAUUUUUUCUUCAUAUAAUUUGAAUUGUUAGGUAUGGUUUAGGGCCCCCUUUCGUUGUGAAUUAUUAUUAUCAGGUUUGUUGUAUGGUACUUAAAAUUGUAUAUAGAGUAUUUACAUGUGUUAUGAUUUAUUUUUUAAAAGCUUGUUUUGUUUAUUUCAUUUUCAAAAUGCUAAAUGAAACAAUUGUUUUGUAGUUAGUUGAUUGGCUUAUAUGUCAUGCGUAGGUUACUGAGAUUUUCCUUUGCAAUUGCAUUCAUUCUGCUCUUUGAAGAGAGAAUUCACUUUACAAAAAAAAAAAUAUCACCUGCAAAGAUUAUUCUUGGUAAUAUGAAAUGUGUCCUUAUGAUCGAGACUGAGAAAUAUAUAUAUAUGUGUGUAAUAUAAUUGAAUGGAUAUUCUAUUUUCUAUCUUGUUCAUUCAGUAAUUAUUUACAACCUUGCCAAAUACCUCGAUACAGGGAGCAAGUGUUUUCUAUAGCUUCAUUAUAUUCAAUGAUGGGUCUGAAAAUAGCUUCUGCUCUUAAUCUCUUUCCAUUGCUACAUGUAUCUCAAUCACACAGGUGAUGAUACAAUCACAUUACUGCUGAAAUAAAUUAACACCAAACUUCUGAUUAGAUAAUGGGCUUCCUGGCUUGACUCGAAUAACACCUUGUUUCUUUUCAAAUGAUCAUCUGAAAAAGAAUUUUGCUUUUCCACUCUGACAUGUUCCAGGAUUAUAUCCAGCUUAUCUUGUCUUUGAAAUAUUAACAGAUUCAAACAAGCUUAUUUGUGAAGGCUGGCUGUCAUUGGCUGAAGCAUAAAAUGCAUUUCUUUUUGUAUUCACUUGCUCUUCUGAAUGUGUCUGUGAAAAGACAUGGAGGAAUAGUUGUGCACAUUCUGAUCUGUAACUAAAGCUAUGUUAAAGGGAUGUUCUUAUUUUGUUUUAUUUUACAUCGAUUGCAGUUACUCUUUAAUUCACAAUUCCUAAAAAAAAAGAAAACAGAAAGAAAAAAAAUCUUGUUAAUAAGUGUAAGUGUAACUGUAUCCUGUUAACCCAUCAACAAGUACUUGCCCAUGCUGAUUUGCAUAUGCAGACUGAUGAUCACAAAAAAUUUGCUUUUUUGUGUAUUAACCAAUCGAUAAAUACUCUUUCAAACCAUCAGAAUGAAACCAUCAUCUGGGUUUGAAUAGCUAUUUUCAGAAAUAUUUGAGGUUCUUAGUCUUGGUUUGUAUAUUUCUUUCCUCAUUUGUGCAUUUUUAAAUAGUGGUGUUUUUUUUUUUUUUUUUUUUUUUUUUUUAGUGUGGACAGAUGAAUAAAACAGCAAACUUGUAUGCAAUUUGCUGACCAGUUGCUAAUCGUUAAUGGCAGGAGCAAUAUAGUAGGGAUUCUCAGCUAGAAGAUAAUCUCAGAAUGUGUGUGUGUGUUACCAAGAUACAUCCUUAUGUCUUUUGAAGUUAACGUCAUGAUAACGAUGAAAAUUUGUAUUUCAUUUAAGUUGAAGUGCUGUGUUGGUUAGUGUAUUUUUAUAAGAAAAUUUAUCUCUUUUUUUUUCAAAAUGGUUCCAUUUUUUUCCUUCAGAUUAGCAUGGUUCAUUUGUGCAAGGAAUGAUAGACAUUGUAAAAGUCGUUUGAAUCUUUUGUAGAAAUGAGUGAAGAUAUUGUAUAUAUUUAUGUAUAGUAAACAACAUCUGUGUACAUGUAUAACUUACAGAAAUAAAAAGUAUGCAUGUGAGAGAUGUACGGGAACUACAAAAUUGAUGUCUACAUUCAAUUUCGAAAGUAAAACAACAAAAUUCUGUACUUGUCAAGUAGGUAUGUAUGCAACAAAACACUGGAACUAUGUGAAUGCUUAUUUAUAUUCCAAAUUUUCAGAGGUGUAUGUACAAAAUUAUGGCUCUAUCUAUAUAAGGUGAUAAAUUAAUGUGAAACGGAGAAAGAGAUAAAAUGGAUAAUUAUCGUUCAAACUGUGGAUUCCUUCCCUAAUGUAUAAAGCAAUGGUAUUGAUAUGUAGACUUUCUGGGAAUAGCACUGUAAAACAAAUGAAACCUAAAAUUCAAAGGAAAAAUAAAUCUUGACAUAUUAUUAUACCAGUCAAUUCUGCAUAUUCUAGUAUGUCUGUUUCUGCGAAUGAUACUGUAUCUGUAAUGGCAAAUGAAUUUAAUAAAUACACUACUUAUGUUGAUGAAAUGCA